This is a messenger RNA of Apis laboriosa (Himalayan honeybee), 1454 nucleotides long. RefSeq names its product solute carrier family 35 member C2. Lineage: Eukaryota; Metazoa; Arthropoda; Insecta; Hymenoptera; Apidae. The transcript is spliced from 8 exons. Gene Ontology annotation, molecular function: antiporter activity. Gene Ontology annotation, cellular component: cis-Golgi network; Golgi apparatus; endoplasmic reticulum-Golgi intermediate compartment. Gene Ontology annotation, biological process: UDP-glucose transmembrane transport. The coding region runs from base 16 to 1371 and encodes 451 amino acids. The record is from RefSeq and is a predicted model, not a curated record.
AAUAAUAUUUAGGUUAUGUUUAUAUAUGGCUUAACGCUUAUAUCGUAUGUCAUAUCGAAAAUUAUAAAACGAUUAUAUUUAUUUCAAAAUAUGACAAGAUCACAUAUAAAAUAUCAAAUUGCAAAAGAUGCAGAUGAUACAUCAGAUUAUUUUCUUCAACCAGUCCAAGAACUUUCAAAUAUAUCCAAAAAGGAGAUAUCUCUUUGGAAAAAAAUUUUUCGAACUAUUACAUUAAUUUUUUGUUACUUUAUCUUAUCUGUAGGUUUAACAUUUUAUGUACAAUGGCUUUAUAAUACAUAUGGAUUUCAUUUUCCACUUACUGUGGUAAUAUGUCAUUUAUUAUUAAAAUUUUUGUUAUCUGCUUUAAUAAGAUGUAUUAAAGCAUGUUGGAAAAAACAACAGCAAUUAAAACUUCCUUUACAAAGCAUAAUAGGAAUGGUUAUGCCAGUUGGCAUAGCUAGUGGUCUUGAUGUUGGUUUAUCAAACUGGGCAAUUUCACUAAUUACUAUGUCAUUAUAUACAAUGACAAAAUCAACUACUAUCAUUUUUAUUCUUGGAUUUGCACUUUUUUUGAGAUUAGAGAAAAAGUCUUGGUCAUUAUCAUGUAUUGUAGUAAUGAUAUCAGGAGGCUUAUUUAUGUUUACUUACAAAUCAACACAAUUUGGAAUUUUCGGAUUUGUAAUUUGUCUCUUAGCAUCAUUUUCAAGUGGUAUUCGAUGGACUAUGACACAAUUAAUUAUGCAGAAAUCUAAAUUUGGAAUGAAAAAUCCAAUUGAUAUGAUGUACUAUAUGCAAUUGUGGAUGUUAUUACCUAUUGUACCAGUAAUGAUAUGGUUUGAAGGACCUCGUCUGUAUAAUAAUUUUAAAAAUACUGAUUGGAAUAAUGUGCAUACUAUUGCAAUGACUGUAACUGCUAUAUUUGGAAGUGCUAUUAUAGCUUUCCAUAUGGAAAUUAUGGAAUUUUUAGUUGUUACAUACACUUCUAGUCUUACACUUUCAAUUACUGGCAUAAUUAAAGAAAUAUGUAUUUUGAUUUUAGCUGUGGAAUGGAAAGGUGAUCAAAUGAGUGGUCUUAAUUUCAUAGGGUUAUUAAUGUGCCUUUGUGGAAUCAUAAUUCAUACUAUCCAAAAAGUAUUAUCAAAUAGAAACAAAAUAGCUGAAAAUUUGGAAUUACAAGUAAAUUCUCUUUCAAGUAACAAUUUAAAAAAUGAAGAUGGUAUUGAUACAAAUUUACCUUUAUUAACUCAAAAAUCAACAUCGUUAACAAAUCUUUUAAAUGCAGAAUUCAGUUCAGAUGAAGAUGAUACAUUUAAACAUGGUGAGAAUUCUACUCAAAUAUUAUCUAAUAUAUUGCAACGUAGGGAACAGUAAAAUUUAAACUUUAAUAUUAUUAUUAUUAGAGUGAUAAGAUUUAUUCUAAAAAAUCAUUCCAUGUUUAAUUAUAUACCUCUCUC